UGUUGAUUAAUUGAGUGGAUAACGUGUGUUUGCAGUUUCAAAACUAGCAAGGGAGUAGGAUACUCUGCGCAUUUCGUAGGGAACUGCUUGGUCCUCACCUCCAUGAAAGUGAAGGGCAAGGGCUUCCAGCAUUGUGUCAAAUAUGAAUUUCAACCACGAAAGUGGUAUAUGAUCGCCGUAGUGUACAUAUAUAAUAGGUGGACGAAGAGCGAAAUUAAAUGUUUGGUCAACGGUCAAUUGGCUUCGAGUACCGAAAUGGCAUGGUUCGUUUCGACAAACGACCCGUUUGACAAAUGUUACAUCGGGGCUACACCGGAACUGGAUGAAGAGCGCGUGUUUUGCGGACAAAUGAGCGCUAUUUAUCUGUUCAGCGAAGCUCUGACGACGCAUCAGAUAUGCGCUAUGCAUAGACUGGGGCCUGGAUAUAAGAGUCAGUUUCGUUUUGACAACGAGUGUUACCUGAAUCUGCCUGACAAUCACAAAAGGGUGAGUGAUGAGCCGGAGCUCACGAGCAUGGUGGACCAAAGUAUGCAAACUGUGCUCUACGAUGGAAAGCUGUCGAAUGCGAUUGUGUUCAUGUACAACCCGGUAGCAACGGAUUCUCAACUUUGCUUGCAAAGCGCACCGAAAGGCAACGUCUCCUAUUUUGUACAUACACCACACGCCCUUAUGCUACAGGAUGUUAAAGCUGUCAUCACGCAUUCCAUUCAUAGCACGUUAAAUUCCAUUGGUGGCAUUCAAGUGUUGUUCCCUUUGUUCUCGCAACUAGAUAUGCCUUACGAUUGUAUAGCUCCCAACGAUGUUAAACGAGAUCCAACGUUAUGCUCGAAAUUGUUGGGGUUUAUUUGCGAUCUUGUCGAGAGUUCGCAAACGGUGCAGCAACACAUGGUGCAAAACCGUGGGUUCUUGGUGAUCAGUUACAUGCUGCAGAGAGCGAGCAGAGACCAUCUCACUACGGAAGUUCUCGCGUCCUUCUUGGAGCUGACGAAACAUCUGGUCACUUGUCUUAGCGCGAACAGCGAUUUGUUAUUGAAACAGGUAUCGAUUUAGUCAUUAGUUUGAUCCUUCGUACGGAUUUAGAGUUUAAAUUAACGUUUAAUUGAUAAUUAGCGUGUAAGUUAAUUUAGACGAGAGAUAGAAGUGGAGGUUGAAGUGGUAGAAGUUUCGACGGAGAAUUCGACUGGAAUUCUCGAGUCGAGUAGGUGUAGAUUCGAAGGAAGUAAGAACGGGACAGAU
Molecule: messenger RNA, 1236 nt
Organism: Apis florea (little honeybee)
Lineage: Eukaryota; Metazoa; Arthropoda; Insecta; Hymenoptera; Apidae
Product: rugose
Biological process (GO): intracellular protein localization
Cellular component (GO): membrane; cytosol
Molecular function (GO): protein kinase binding
Source: RefSeq, a predicted model, not a curated record